AGCAACCUCCAGUCAGAAAAAUAAAAAAGUGCCUCCCACAGGCGGGGAUGAUUCUGUUGUCGUUUUCAAUUAUUAAUCUGUUGGUUUUAAAAGAAAGAAAAUUGGCAAAGCAAAGAAUUGAAGCUUAGUUGAGCGUUAAGAAAGAGAGCGCCAAAAGCAGUUGGUAGCUGAGAGAGCGGGAGAGAGAAGACUGUUUGGUAGAGAGAUUGCAUCAUCAUUAAUUCAUUAUUCAUCAAACCGUAAUCCCUCCUUUUCCCUUUCCAAUUAAGCUGCCAUGGACACUGCAUCCUUUUUGUAUUUGCGGUGGCGCCAGUGGCAAUGGCACCAUCACCAUGCUAACAACAGCAACUCAACUCUCUGGCAGGACGCAGUUUUCUACAUACUCUGCGCUGCUUAUGCUCUCGUCUCCUCCCUCGCCCUCUCUGCAGAUUCAAUUGGUAAGAAUUGAACUCAGAGUUCCUCAAUAUGGCUGGACUACCCAAAAGAUUUUCCAUCUUAUGAACUUCAUUGUCAACGGAGUUCGCGCACUCGUCUUUGGAUUACACAAGCUGGUUUUUCUUUUGCGUCCCAAGGUAUUGGUUUUGGUGCUGUUAGAUCUGCCGGGCCUACUGUUCUUCUCUACCUAUACACUUCUUGUUCUUUUCUGGGCAGAAAUUUAUCACCAGGCAAGGAGCUUACCUACCGAUAAGCUCAAGAUAGUUUAUAUUUCAAUAAAUGGUGCCUUGUAUUUUAUUCAGGUUUGUAUUUGGAUAUACCUUUGGAUAGAUGAUAACACUGUUGUGAUAUUCAUCGGAAAGAUAUUUAUUGCAGUUGUGUCAUUUAUGGCUGCAUUAGGCUUCUUGCUAUAUGGAGGAAGAUUAUUUAUCAUGCUGAAGCAUUUCCCUAUCGAAUCUAGAGGGAGAAGGAAGAAACUUCAUGAGGUUGGAUCUGUCACAGCUAUUUGUUUCACCUGUUUUCUGAUAAGAUGUGUUAUGGGUUUUCUAUCUGCAUUCGAUUCAGAUGCAUCUCUUGAUGUUUUCUAUCAUCCUCUUUUGGACUUGAUCUACUACUUGGUGGUUGAGGUGCUACCUUCAGCUUUAGUCCUCUACAUACUGCGCAAAUUGCCACCAAGGAGGAUAUCAGCUCAAUAUCAUCCUAUUCAGUAAUGGUAUAAGAGUUAAGACACUUGUGAGAUUCAGCUUCAUCAGGAGAAGGAUAAGUCUCAUUGUUGUGGUUCAGGCCAAUCACAAAUUUUUAAUGUAGAGAGUAGAGUGGAAGUUUUAUAGUAUAUGCUGCAAAAUAUUGGAGGGGAAUUGGAUAGUAAAGUUCCAAUUGUAGUAUCUUUAUUUGAACGAGAAUAUAUAGCAAUCGCUAGUCCAAUUUAUAGUAGAAAUCCAUUUUUAAAUGGCAAUUUUCUUGUAAGAAUGCUGCAAUAUCAUUGUCAAAAAGAACGAUUUUCAGUCAAGAUAACAUAAUAAUACUU
Molecule: messenger RNA, 1462 nt
Organism: Arachis ipaensis
Lineage: Eukaryota; Viridiplantae; Streptophyta; Magnoliopsida; Fabales; Fabaceae
Product: tobamovirus multiplication protein 1-like
Cellular component (GO): plant-type vacuole membrane
Source: RefSeq, a predicted model, not a curated record